Leptonychotes weddellii (Weddell seal) is the source of this 1061-nucleotide messenger RNA. NCBI's taxonomy places the organism in Eukaryota, Metazoa, Chordata, Mammalia, Carnivora, Phocidae. The record is from RefSeq and is a predicted model, not a curated record.
CAGAAGAAAGAGCAGAUGUCCUGGGAAGUGAUAAUUAAUGUGAAGGAAGUGUCUAAUUGCGAGAACUGGCAUGCACCCAGCCUCCCGGUUUUGCUCAAUUUGGCAGCAAAUGACAUCAGCCGGGGGUGUCGUUUCGCAGAGAUGUGCUUGCUCCCUAUUCUUCAGCGCAGAUAAUACCAUUUGGUCCAAUUAUCACUUAUGAUUACAUAACCUGUUUUGAUUGAAGAGUUUCUCAGAAAAUAAAGGUAACUUGUUUUUGCCCCAGCACAAAAACGCAAGCCGUUCCAGCAGGCAAGCUGCCCGACCAAGAAACACUGGGAAUUCUUAGGCUAAAUUAUGAGUCGAACUUGAUUCGGAAACAAAGCACCCAUUGUGCGUAACUGCCAGCAACAUCCAGGAGGAUGUGAUCGUUUCUCUGACCACAGGUUUUUCCCCAGCACACUCUCACAUAAGCCGAGUCCCCAGGCGCAUUCACAAAGUCGCAGAGAGCGUGCGGGAAGCAUUGACAAGGCUUCCUUUUUUCUCCCUAUUCUGUAGGCGCUUUAGUGCAGAGUUUGCCCAGAGACGCCAGGGUAUGAGCUUUCUGGAUUCGUAGACUGGUGCACUCUUUCAUUUCUGUUUUAGUUCUUUGCUGGCAUGCCCGGGAAGCAUGGUUUGUGCCACACAGGAAUGUCUGUUCACUUGGAUAAUGCUUGUGCAUGAAUGAGGUGGUUGCUAAUGUGGCUCUGAACUGUACUAAGUUUCUCACUUGGCUUUGUUUGCUGCUUACAAGGGGAUCAAGACCACCCGUUAGCAGAGCAGCUCCCCAGCCUGAGAAACUCCAGAAGAACAAUAUCACCAAAAAAAAGAAACUGGUUGAGGAGCUGGCUCUCGAUCACGUGUUUGGCUACAGGGGAUUCGACUGUCGCAACAACCUGCAUUACCUGAAUGACGGCGCGGACAUCAUCUUCCACACGGCGGCGGCUGGCGUGCUGCAGAACCUGGCCACGGUUCUUGGGCCUUUGGAUGGGUUUACAGUGGCUACCUUGCAAGUCGGCAGGCCCAUUUGUCAUAGUCGAUGA